This is a messenger RNA of Suillus fuscotomentosus, 1535 nucleotides long. RefSeq lists its product as uncharacterized. Gene Ontology annotation, molecular function: GTP binding. The record is from RefSeq and is a predicted model, not a curated record. Lineage: Eukaryota; Fungi; Basidiomycota; Agaricomycetes; Boletales; Suillaceae. The coding region runs from base 447 to 1328 and encodes 293 amino acids. The transcript is spliced from 8 exons.
CAACCAUUUAGAAGAUCGAGCUCACCUACCAGAUUUCUGAUAUCACUGCUCUCAGCUAGACGGGUAUAGGGAAGAGCGAAAUUCUGUCAUGUCCGUCGUAUUCUGAUCAUUCAUCAUAGUUCAUAUCCCUAUCAAUGUUCUCAUUAUUUGGCGUCAUUUGUUGUGUAAUCAUCGUGCUUUCAACUUAUCGUACGAACGAUUGAACAGUUGCAACUUCGUUGUCUAUACGAGGGUAACGGUACCGGUGCCGGUAUAAUCAGUGGUCUUUUGCAGGGAGAUAGAUAAGAGAUAGACGCCGUGUGUAGCUGUUGUACCACAAGCCAUAAGAACCCUUGCUUCGUGUUCGUUCACUGCCAUAUUUCGCCACGACCUCGUUCUGUACCGCAGUACAGCUUUCGCGAUAAACCAAAUUACCUCUUCCUCAGGACGCACAUCAAGAUCUCCCAAUGGCAACCAUCGAAGCCCAGGACCUCAGAGAAAGAAUCGGGCGCUUUCGAGUUCUGAUCAUGGGGAGAGCAAACGCAGGCAAAACGACCAUCCUUCAGAAGGUCUGCAACACCACGGAUCAACCAGAAAUUUAUGAUACGAAAGGAAACAAGAUCGAUACUACCAUCGUGAAUUCCUCGAUCAAGCGUGGAAAUCACGACAUCACGAAUGAGAUGGUAUUCAAAAGUAGUCCCGAUUUUGUCUUUCAUGACUCUCGCGGUUUCGAAGCGGGGUCUGAAGAAGAGUUUGAAAGCAUGAAGAAAUUUAUAUCAGAACGCGCACAUGCGACGAAAUUAGAGGACCGAAUUCACGCUAUAUGGUAUUGUAUUCCGAUGGACGACCAUUGGCGAACAUUCCAGCGGUCAGAAGAGAAGUUUUUCCAGGAGUGCGAAACCGGGCACGUUCCUGUUAUCGCGGUGUUCACCAAGUUCGAAGCUCUGCGUCCAGUCGCGUAUGGUGAAAUCAAGAAGCAACUACAAGGGGUGUCGGGCGAAGAGCGCUCAAAGAGGAUUGCCGAACGUGUUGAGGAACUGUUCGCCAAGACAGGUGUCUUGGAUCGGUUAUACAACCCUGAAAACCGUGCGCGUCCCAAGUCCCAUGUACGCUUGCAGAAUAUGAACAAAACGAAUACAAACUGCGACACUCUACUGGAAAGCACCACUCUCGCACUGGAUAAUGAAGAAUUGCGGCUGUGCUUGUUUUCGACACAAAAAUCGAACAUGGAGCUUUGCAUCAAGUGCGCCAUCGCAACAACCGUUGAUCGCGCACACAAGCAAAUCGAUGAUAAAAGUUGUCAGUAUAGCAUUGCUAAGUGGUUUCCACAUCUCAAAGUAAGGACGUAAGUGCCUUGAUGGUUUGUAGUCCUCGACCCAUGCUCAUGAUCCCCAUCCCUCGCUGCUGCUCGCCUGUUGACAGCGGGUAAGUGCCUUGAUGGUUUGUAGUCCUCGACCCAUGCUCAUGAUCCCCAUCCCUCGCUGCUGCUCGCCUGUUGACAGUGGGUAAGUGCCUUGAUGGUUUGUAGUCCUCGACCCAUGCUCAUGAUCCCCAUC